AUGUCGCAAGGGCUCGAUAAGACGCUCCAACUUUUGGGAGAAGAGCAACCGUCGACGGGUACGUCAUACUCGCUCGAGAGAUACCUCAACAGCGACGGGGGGCUCACGGAACGGUUGCUAGGAGGGCUCGGCCUAGACAACAUGGUGAGCAGGACUCAAACGGUUAGGUGCAAGGUGAAUGCUCUCGCGGAUAGGACGGCGCAGCAGCCCCAAGGCUCCAGUUGA
Molecule: messenger RNA, 225 nt
Organism: Chaetomium globosum CBS 148.51
Lineage: Eukaryota; Fungi; Ascomycota; Sordariomycetes; Sordariales; Chaetomiaceae
Exons: 2
Coding region: 1-225 (74 amino acids)
Source: RefSeq, a predicted model, not a curated record